CAUAUACACUUUCUUCCAUUAUUUUUACAAGCUGAGCCGUUAAAUCCGCAAUGCAAAGGAAAUUCAAAGAAGAAACAGGAAUACCGAUCCCAACAAUUUACUUCCAGCAUCGAAAAAGUGAAGGAUUACGGAUGGUACUGGGGUCCUUUGUCAAGCGAAGCAGCGGAGAAAGUCCUCUCUACCGAACCAGAUGGAAGUUUCAUUGUACGAGACAGUUCUGAUGAUCAUUAUAUAUUCUCCUUGAGCUUUAAACUAAAUAAUUGUGUCCGCCACGUUCGAAUAGAGCAAGAUCAAGGAACAUUUUCAUUUGGUUCAUAUGCAAAAUUUAAGUCGCAAACUAUAACAGAGUUCAUUGAAAAAGCAGUUGAGCACUCAAGAAGUGGACGGUACCUAUUUUUUCUACAUAGACGGCCGGAGCAUGGACCCAUGAGAGUGCAACUAACAAACCCGGUUUCUAGAUUCAAGCAUGUUCAAAGUUUACAACAUAUGUGCAGAUUUGUUAUCUUAAAAACCGUUAUACGCAAAGACUUGAUACAAACGUUGCCAUUACCGAGAAGGAUUUUAGAUUAUCUUAAUUAUAAGCAUUGUUUUUCUGAGCAAAUUGAAAUUGAUAAUUUACAUUCUCAGGAGAAUAACUAGGCAAGGUUUAUAAAGAUCAAAAUGUCGAAAAAGCAUAAAAACACAAAGUAGAAUAUGUUCCAAAAUAAGUUACACUGUAAAAUUUUCAACCAUAAUUAUAAAUUUGUAUCUAUAAUUCAUGUCUCUAUACAUAUAGUCAUAGUAUUAUACACAUAAUGAUGUAAUAAUCAUAUACAGGGUGUCCCAGAAUUAACCUGCCAAACUUGAGGAGAAGGCAGGUGGGGUGGUGAGCUCCCUGA
Molecule: messenger RNA, 878 nt
Organism: Rhagoletis pomonella (apple maggot)
Lineage: Eukaryota; Metazoa; Arthropoda; Insecta; Diptera; Tephritidae
Product: suppressor of cytokine signaling 7-like
Exons: 5
Biological process (GO): phosphatidylinositol phosphate biosynthetic process; intracellular signal transduction
Cellular component (GO): phosphatidylinositol 3-kinase complex
Molecular function (GO): 1-phosphatidylinositol-3-kinase regulator activity
Source: RefSeq, a predicted model, not a curated record